AUGGACUGUAAUGCAGUAAGUUCCCUAUCAUGGGUUCCAAGAGGUUAUGCAAAGGAAAUCCCUGUCAAAAAUUCGCACUAUUGUAUGAAUGACGAGGAUGUUGAGCAAUACUUUGUCAACCACAAUAUCGAACAUGAAAUAAAUAGUCAAACAAAGACUAAUAUUGACACGAAAUUGAAUUCACUAGGAAAUGAUGAUAAUAAUAAAAAAGACUUUUCUUUUUAUGGUGAAAACUUUUUUCAUACAGUGGAAAAAGGAUUAUCUAAGUUUGGAAAGGACCCGAAUAUGAAACGAGAUCAAAUUAUUGAUUAUGAUGAAGAUGAUGCACUUCAAAUAAAAGAAAGUGAUUCACUAUUGUCAACGACCGCAAUUGAAGAUGAUGUUGCUACUUUGCAGGUAUAUUUAUAUUCAAUCGAAGAUGGAAGUUUUUACGUACACCACGAUAUCAUUAUUGGAGAUUAUCCCCUUUGUUCAGAAUGGAUUUCUUUAGGGGCUUAUAAUAAAAACAAUAUUAUUGCGGUUGGGUCAUUUAAUGGUGAGAUCAAUCUUUGGAAUUUAGAUUUUAUUGAUUCAAUUGAUCCAAUAUUAAUGUUACAAAGUGAAACGGGCCAUUCUGAUGCAGUUAUGAGCUUGGCAAUUCACAGUAAAAAUUCUAAGUUAUUGGCAUCUGGCUCUGCCGAUGAAACAGUUAAGCUUUGGGAUUUAAAUGAAGGUUCUUGCAUUAGCACUUAUUCUAAUUGCAGCGGAAAAGUUCAAUGUUUAGAGUGGCAUCAUUCUGAGAACAAUAUAUUAAUUUCUGCUGACUAUAGUAGGUCGAUACAAAUCAUUGAUAUUAGGACUGUAAAUCAUCAAGCUUUACUAAAGUAUGACAAAGAGUAUGGAGAUCCAGAGUCCAUUGUACUACCUAAUGCGGAUAUUUAUGAUAAUGGAAAUACUUUAAUAAUCUCAACAGAAAAUGGAUUUAUUUCUGGAUACGACAUUAGAAUGCUUUCAGAAAAUUGUGCUAAGAGCAAAUUCUCAAUAUUAGCAAACUUUAAUUCAAAGCCGAUAACAUCUGUUUGUUGUACAUCUAUUUCUAAUAUGUUAGUUAGUUGUGACUUAGACGGUGUUUCAAAAGUAUGGGAUUUAUCUAAUAUGAAAGAAUGCAUUAUUGAAAAAUCUUUGAAGGGAGGGAAGUUAUUCACAUGUAAAAGUUGUCCAGAUGAAGAAGCUCUAGUGGCCUUCGGAGGUGAGUCAGUAAUCCUUUGGAAUAUUUUUCAAGAAGAUAUUGUAUCCAAGAAAUUCAAUUUGUGA
This is a messenger RNA of Cryptosporidium ubiquitum, 1293 nucleotides long. RefSeq names its product PWP1 family protein with WD40 repeats. The transcript has a single exon. The record is from RefSeq and is a predicted model, not a curated record. NCBI's taxonomy places the organism in Eukaryota, Apicomplexa, Conoidasida, Eucoccidiorida, Cryptosporidiidae. Gene Ontology annotation, biological process: rRNA processing. Gene Ontology annotation, molecular function: protein binding. The coding region runs from base 1 to 1293 and encodes 430 amino acids. Gene Ontology annotation, cellular component: nucleus.